Messenger RNA from Centropristis striata (black sea bass), 7874 nucleotides. RefSeq names its product ADAM metallopeptidase with thrombospondin type 1 motif, 10 (gene adamts10). Gene Ontology annotation, biological process: proteolysis; extracellular matrix organization. Gene Ontology annotation, molecular function: metalloendopeptidase activity. The transcript is spliced from 26 exons. Bases 362 to 3688 code for a protein of 1108 amino acids. Gene Ontology annotation, cellular component: extracellular matrix. NCBI's taxonomy places the organism in Eukaryota, Metazoa, Chordata, Actinopteri, Perciformes, Serranidae. The record is from RefSeq and is a predicted model, not a curated record.
CGCCGCCUCCUCUCCGCUCCGCUGCGGAGGACAGAGGACAGACUCACAGCGGAAACUUCUGCAAGGGGACACGGGGAAGUGCAACAGAGAGGAGUCUAAACCUGUGACUGCUGCUGAGCCCUUUGGGAGAUCCAUCCAGGUUUUUGCUCCUCCUAUGAGGACUCGUCCAGGAUCCGACACACUGUAGAGGCUGCUAUGUCUGUCUGAACCCACGGAGCUUCCUGCAGCCAUGGCCCAACAGAGCGCUGAGCUGUCCCACUGCUAGGCCACGGGGCAUCCGAGAGGGCAGAAGACAUGUUGGGACAGAGGCCCGGGGACCACUGCACUGAAUACUGUUACUAUAGCAACUACUGUAGUAACCAUGGAAACGCUAUGGAGGACUGGUCUGGUCUGCACUGUCAUCGUCGUCAUGGUUGCCGCAGAGGUCGAAGGAGAUCACAGAGAUGAGUUCGCCCAGUCACAAGCUGCCUUCCUGUCCAGUCUAGGCCAGUAUGAGAUUGCCAUCCCAGUACGUGUAGGACCUAACGGCGAGAUGCUGGACAAAGAAGAACACCACAGAAGAAGAAGACGCAGCACUGAAGACAGGCUGCCUGACUCUCUCUUCUACCAGCUGUCCACAUCACGUAACAACUUCCUGCUGAACCUAACACUGCAGGGAGGCCUGCUGUCCCGCCAGUUCAGGGUGGAGUAUUGGAAGAAAGGUCGAUUAGCCUGGAGUCAUCCUUAUUCUCCGCAUUGCCACUAUGUAGGACACCUCCAAGACCAGCCGCACUCCAGCAAAGUGGCCCUGAGCAACUGUAACGGCCUGCAGGGGGUGAUUGUUGCAGGGGGAGAGGAGUACCUGAUUGAACCCCUUGUCUCACCAGAUAACCAGACCAAGACGGAGAGGGGGGAGAGAGCAGAGGGGCGCCCCCAUGUGGUUUACAAGCGGUCAUCGCUCCGCCAUCAAUACAAAGGCCAAUCUUGUGGAGUCAUUGAUGAGAAGCCCAUGAAAGGCGCAUCAUGGUGGCAGCGAACUCUGAAGACGCCUCCCCAUCAUGUUGGUCGUGGCCAGCUGCCUCUGAAACGCUCGGUUAGCCGAGAGCGCUACGUGGAGACGCUGGUGGUAGCCGACAAGAUGAUGGUGGGUUAUCAUGGUCGCAGAGACAUCGAGCAGUACAUCCUGGCUGUCAUGAAUAUUGUUGCCAAACUGUUCCAGGAUUCUAGCCUGGGGAAUGCAGUCAACAUUGUGGUGACACGGCUCAUCCUGCUCAUGGAAGACCAGCCAACACUAGAGAUCAACCAUCAUGCAGGGAAGUCUUUAGACAGCUUCUGCAAGUGGCAGAAAAACAUCCAACACCGGAGCAGCUACGGUAACGCCAUACCAGACAACGGGAUCGCUCACCAUGACACUGCUGUGCUUAUUACCAGAUAUGACAUCUGCAUCCAAAAGAACAAGCCCUGUGAAACCCUAGGUCUGGCUCCUGUAGGUGGGAUGUGUGAGCCAGAGAGGAGCUGCAGCAUCAAUGAAGACAUCGGGCUGGGAACAGCCUUCACUAUCGCCCACGAGAUAGGACACACGUUUGGGAUGAACCAUGACGGGAUGGGGAACGCCUGUGGGCCCCGCAGCCAGGAGACCGCCAAGCUGAUGGCUGACCACAUCACCAUGAAGACAAACCCGUUCAUCUGGUCCGCCUGCAGCCGGGAUUACAUCACCAGCUUCCUGGACUCAGGUAUGGGCUCCUGUCUGAACAACAUCCCCCCCAAGCAGGAGUUUGUGUACCCCACCACAGCACCGGGUCAGGCCUACGACGCAGACGAACAGUGCCGCUUCCAGUACGGCGUCAGAUCUCGACAAUGUAAAUACGCGGAAGUCUGCAGUGAACUUUGGUGCAUGAGCAAGAGCAACCGUUGCAUCACCAGCAGCAUUCCCGCUGCAGAGGGAACCAUCUGUCAGACCAACACCAUAGAGAAAGGGUGGUGCUACAAAAGGGUGUGUGUGGUGUACGGGACUCGUCCGGAGGGCGUGGAUGGCGGCUGGGGACUGUGGUCACCCUGGGAGGAGUGCAGCAGGACCUGUGGAGGGGGAGUUUCGUCAUCUAUCAGACACUGUGACAGCCCCAGGCCAACAAUUGGUGGAAAGUAUUGUCUGGGGGAGAGAAAGCGCUUCAGGUCCUGCAAUAUUGAUGAGUGCCCUGCAGGCUCUCGGGAUUUCCGGGAGAUUCAGUGCUCUGAUUUCGACAGUGUUCCUUUCAGGGGAAAGUUUUACACCUGGAAGCCAUACAGAGGAGGUGGGGUGAAGCCCUGUUCUCUCAACUGCCUGGCAGAAGGAUAUAACUUCUACACAGAGCGAGCUCCAGCUGUGGUGGACGGCACGCCUUGCCGAGACGACUCUCUAGAUGUGUGUGUAAACGGAGAGUGUAAGCACGUAGGCUGUGAUCGAGUCCUCGGCUCAGACGUUCGUGAGGACCGCUGUCGGAUCUGUGGGGGUGACGGGAGCAGGUGUGUGUCUGUGGAGGGACUCUUCAACGACUCGCUGCCAGAAGGAGGUUAUGAAGAGGUGGUCAGAAUUCCCAAGGGAUCAGUGUUCAUCCACAUACAGGAGCUCAACAUCUCCCUCAACUACCUUGUGCUGAAGAGUAAAGGGGACCAGUACUUUAUCAAUGGAAAGCUGACCAUUGACACACCGCGCAGGUUCGACGUUGCCGGUACCACCUUCCACUACAGACGGCCCACUGACGGACCGGAAACCCUUGAAGCUCUGGGGCCAACAAACAUGACCCUCAUUGUCUUGGUGCUGGUGCGGGAGGAGAACCCAGGGAUCCACUAUCGCUUCAAUCCUCCAUUGAACAGGGAACCUCUGACUGGCUUCGCCUGGCACUACAACUCCUGGUCACGCUGCUCUGCUCUCUGCGCUGGAGGUGUGCAAACGCAGCAGGUGGUGUGCAGGAAGCAGGCGGAUCAUUCAGUCGUCUACAACCACUUCUGUGACAAGAAGAACAAACCCAAAGAGAAGAGAAGAUCCUGCAAUACUGAGCCGUGCUCCCCAUCCUGGUGGACAGGAGAGUGGUCGGAGUGCAGUCGCAGCUGUAACGGUGGCCUACGGACAAGGGCGGUGUUAUGUAAAAGGAGGAUCUCUGUGACGGAGGAAAAGGUGCUGGACGACUCGGCGUGUACGACCCAUCGCCCCUCUCUCACUGAGCCCUGCAACAACCACAGCUGCCCCCCCGAGUGGCUGGCCCUGGACUGGUCAGAGUGUACGCCCAGCUGUGGUCCUGGCUACAGGCACCGUGUGGUCUUGUGUAAGAGCGGGGAGAGCGGCGACAACCUGCCAGAGUCCAAGUGCCCCAAACAUGGCCGGCCCACCUCCAGGGUGCGCUGUAACCUGCAGCGCUGCCCUCCCCCUCAGUGGGUGACGGGUCCCUGGGGAGAGUGUUCUGCCAGGUGUGGUCUGGGUCAGGAGAUGCGUUCGGUGCAGUGUCUGACCCCCACCGGCCAGCCGUCCAAUGAGUGUCUGGAACAUCAGCGGCCAGCAGCCAUGCAGCAGUGCAAGAGCAAAUGUGACCUCAGUCUGCCCAUCAGUACAGACAACCCUGAAGAGUGUAAAGAUGUGAACACUGUGGCCUACUGCCCCCUGGUGCUCAGGUUCAAGUUCUGCAGCCGGCCAUAUUUCAGACAAAUGUGCUGCAAGACGUGCCAGGGACACUGACAUGGACACCGUGAAGCUCACAGCAUCCAACCUCUGGGUCCUGUACACACUCACAGUAAGCCUGAAACCCUCCCACUGAGCCUUGUAACAGCAGCCCUCACGCUGCCUCGAUCAGAGGAGUGUGAGGCCUAACUGGGAUGCUGUCGGACUGACAACUGGGUCACGUUACGGACCUUUUUUUCCAGCCAGAAUUCAGCACAAACCAGACGCCUCUCCGGGCCGAGCUGAGUGUUACAUUCCACUGGAGGGAGGGCUGCUGAAACCUGGAGAGACAGACAGAGGGAGAGAGUCACCUCCCUCCAUCGUCUGUCUCCCUAACGAUCCCUCUGUUGUAAUAUUUUGGUGCUACUAUAUUUCUCUUUGGCCGCAGGGCUGGUCGCAGUACUCUCUUAAACCUGUACAGGUGAUAUUUGUUUAGUUAAAAAAAAAAUCCACUUUGUAAAGAAAAUGAUUUCCCAGAUAUCGCUCAUGAAAAGGAAUAUGUUAUGCUAUAAAAUGAAAGAUUUCUGUGUUAUCUAAUAGUUGUUACUUGACCACAUUGUUUUAUGCCAUUGCUUCGUUCCGUAUUAUCCAUCAAGUCCUCGCUGUUAUUCAGCUGAAGUAUGAGCAGAGUUUGAUUUGCACAAAGUGUCAGCAGUCAGAGGACUUGUGUGUAUUUUAUGUUUUUCAUGUGAUUUGACUUGAUGUCUCUGUGGAAGCUAUAAAUGUCUCACUGCAGUGAACCUGCCGUAGUCUUGCCAUCGUGGUUAGUUUGCUUACAUUUCAUCACCUCUUCAGUCAAACAGAGCUCAAUGCUGCACAGAGCGAUGUGAGCAGAUUCACCUGGACAUUUUCAGAUUACAGGAUGUUAUUUUGUGGCUGCGGACUUCGGCAGCUCAUGCAUAAAGUCUUCAAAAAGGAACUUUUAACAGCUCUGCUCUGUCAUUAUCUGAAUAUCCCUCAGCGCGGGCCUUGUUGUUAAUUCUUUUUUUCUUUUCUUUUUUUUACCACAUGUUGCCAGUCAUUCGUCAGUGUUAGCAACUUUUACUGUGAGUGGAAACUCAGAGCACAGUGAGACACAGUUGAGUCAGCUCUGCCAGCAGGAACAGGCCCAGUGAGGAGGAGUGAAGACCUCUGACCGCACUGCUUUCAAACUGCUUUUUAUAGCACGAGUGCUAAUCUGAGGAUGGAUUUACACACCCAUAAAAUAUCUGAUUUCUUUGUGGCACAAGUCUGAUGUAUUCACGGCUGUCUGAAACCAUCAUUCAGGCUGCUGUAAAGGAUUUCUGCCACUUUUUUUUUCUUUUCAAAAUUAGAGCUCAUUUAAAUUCAUCUUCCAGUGUGGUGAAAGCUGAUUUUGUUUGGCCACAUGGGGGCAGCAAAAACAAGUUAUUUUAAGUUGUAGAGGUGAGCAAACAGUUGCUUAUCUACGCAUUCAGCAGUUACGGAGUAACAUUAUUAUAAUUCAAUAGGAGUCUUUGUGUGUUUGUGGUCACAUGACAAAUUUUAGUCUAAUAUUCACUCUCUUUAUAGCUCUGUUUUGGUCUCUAUCAACCCUUUAGAGAAAUAUCUGCCUCUUCAGCUGCUAAAUUCUCCACUAUGUUCAGCAGCUAGUUGCUAGCUGCGUCUGUCUGCUGUUUUGUGCUGAGCAGGUCGUGUACAGUGGGUUUUUAGAGCUUUUAGCUGAUAACAGCUGCAGCAUAAACAUAACUGUAAAAAUGCGACAGCUAUGAGCUUAAACUCGCUAUAAAGCUCCAUAAAGUCGAGGGGAGCUUCAGAUUCAGGUGACAAUUCUCUGUAGGUUCAAGAGUGACCUCUUUCACAUCCUUAUUUCAUACAUUGAUAUUGUAAAAAUAUUGAUCAUAUAUCGCUAUAAUGAAUCAACACAACCACAGGCAAAUUCACAAAAGGAUUGCUCAGCUUUUGCAGGCACGAAAACUGCAAAAAUAAAUUGUAUAACUGUCAAAGCACCCACAAAGAGGGAACUUCACCCCUAACCGUGCUGCCAAGCAAAUAGUGUUUCAGUGCUACUGUGCCAUUUGCACAUAUUUAAAAUUAGGUAAAAUGCAUACAUUUAAGGCAAAAAUGACCUCUUUCGAUGCAAAUGAGCCUCAUUGCAAAAACAAUCAAUUCACAAAGACCAGCGCUAUUUGCCCCACGCAGUUACAGUAAAUUAUUAGCGACUUCAGAGAGUAACUAAAACACAUUUAUAAGAGGCUUCAAUGCAUCUUCAAGCCUUCUUUUAUAGUCUGAAGGCCUGUGUUUGGAAACACCCACAGUACUGGAAGACUGGAAUAUUAAAGCGGUUUGUCUUUGUCCCGUUUGAGUUACUUGCCUGAAGUGUUUAGGAACGCAUCAGUGGUCAGGACCUGUAGCUACAACAAUUAGUCAACUUAUCAAUACGUCAAUGGGCGGUUAAAUAAUCUAACUAUAUAACUAUUUUUAAUUACCCAUUAAAGUUCUUUUUUCAUGCAAAAAAUGCAGAAAAUGCUGUUUUUAAGAUAUGGAUAUGGAGACUGCUUUUCUCUUUUAGAUUAAAUUAAAAUGAAUAUCUUUGAGUUGUGGGCUGACAGACUUUAUCUUGGACUUUGAGAAACUGAGAUUUUUCCACUAUUUUCUUACAUUUUAUAGCCCAAAUGAUUAAUGAAAUGAAUCGGAUUAACCAAUAAUGAAAAUAGUCAUAAGUUGCAGCCCCAAUCAAGACUUGUAGCUCAGAAAAUUGUAUCGUUCUUCUAUCCUCUGCCAUUAUUCUUCCUACUGUGAUCUUGGUGCAAAGUCAACAUUUACUUUUCCACCUAAAAAUGGAAACUUUACACACCUGUAAAACUUCCUGGGUAUGUUUGAGCUAUAAUAUUAUUGGCGCAAUAUCUUUUGUGAAUUGGACGAGAAAAUUCUGCAAAACUCCCAAGUAAACCUGGAUCAGCUUUUGUCCAUUGAAAGAUAAUGAUGUGAUGAUGUCACCCCUGAAGUCUUACUUCACAGGAAACAUGUCACCUGACCCAAAGUUGUGUAGCGCUAAUUUCAUUGAAGAUAUUUUAUCAAAAAUUGCAGUUUCAGCUGUUUCUGCAUCCUGAACACUUUUAGAAACGCUGCCUCAGAGAUCAGUCACCUCUGACGUCCACUGUGCUCUGCUGCUGCUGCGGCCGGUCUCUUCACAAACAUUCACACUGAUCACAGCUGAAAGCAGCUCCGUGUAACUCGACACGUCACAUCAUUUCAUCGUACAGAAGCUACAGUCUGUCUUUAUGGGGAUUAGCUGCAAUGUUGUUCCUUUUUUGUUUUUUUUGUUUUUUGUUCCUUGUGGUGCUUUGGUUUGGAUUGGUGCUAUUAGUUCACUGUUGUUGUCAUUGUUAUUAUUUUAACAAUUGUGCUUUUAAUUAUUUAGAAAUCAAGUUGAGCCUUUUGUAAUAAUACCAAUCUGCAGAGCUGGACCCCUCACACACUAGGGGCCUUUGUUCAUUUCUAUCAGACUAUAAGCUUUUAAAAUACACUUCUUGACUUAGGUUAAGUGCCUCAAAAAUCCCUAAAUGCAGCUCGACGUGCAAAUUUUAAAAUUAUAUCAAAUAUUUUAACAAUUUCUGAAGGGGCACUGUACAAAGUAUUGGCAUUUCCAAGCACUCUUAACAGUUUUGUGGUAUAAAAAUUACCUAUUUUGGCAGCAUUAAACAAACGUUUGGUUUUGGAAAUACCUUAAUAAAUUUUGGGUACUAAGAUCAAGUGUAGAGUCCCUAAAAGUGAAAAGAUCUGCUAAUCAAUCCAUGUGGAGCGUAGAAACAUUAUUUAAUUUAAAAUGUUCGUACAGUUACUGUGUACACCAUCAGAGUGUACAGCUAGAUCACCGCUGCAGUUUUUUUUUCAGGACUGAACAUGUUGAAACACCCUUUGUAUCAUUUCUCAGUUGCACAUAAAGUUUCAUAAGAUAUUUCUUGUUUCAGUGUCUGAAAGGCUUUUUGUUUUUUUCUCUGUAUCUACCUGUGCCUAUAAUAAAGGCUCACACUGAGAAGUGAGCCUGUUUUAUCUGAGUAAAUAAGAGGGACAGUACCGGUAAUUGUUGUUUUUGUUUUGUCACAUGCUAAUUAUAACAUGACAUGUACUGUAUGUUGUUCAAUACUAUAGAAGAUGAAUCCAUUUGUCCCCCAUGUACAUCUUUUUAAAAGAAAAUAUUAAAUUGAUUAAACAUGGCGCAUUGUUGAUUUAAGAAAUGGGA